AUGCAAACCAAUUCUAAUUCGUGGCCUCGCGAACGACCGUGUGUCAAAGGAGGGGCAUCCCCUUUGACCCACGGGUCAUUUAAUCAUAGCUGUCCACGGAGCGGAAUUCAGCUUAAUCCACCCGCACCGCGACCGACACCCUUGUCCACCGGGGACGGACCUUUAUCAGUACGUGCUUCAAUAGGCCUACCGCCGCUCUACCCCUACCGACACCCUUGUCCAUCGGGGACGGAUCGACCGGCUUCAUCCUCCGGAGCCGGGGACGGACCUUUGCGGGGCGACCCCCCCCCAAAUCCGCAACCCGGGGACGCGUACUAUUCCGACUUCCGAGAGUCCUCGGCCGCUCGACGCACAGCUAAAUAA
Messenger RNA from Macrosiphum euphorbiae (potato aphid), 363 nucleotides. Lineage: Eukaryota; Metazoa; Arthropoda; Insecta; Hemiptera; Aphididae. The record is from the annotation of a GenBank genome assembly.